Phalacrocorax carbo (great cormorant) is the source of this 1403-nucleotide messenger RNA. Lineage: Eukaryota; Metazoa; Chordata; Aves; Suliformes; Phalacrocoracidae. The record is from RefSeq and is a predicted model, not a curated record.
CGCCGAUAUUAUUUGCCAGGAGCCCCGCCCCUCAGCCGGAGGCCCCGCCCCUGGGAAGAUGGCGGCCAUGGCGGCGCUGCGGGCGCUCCGCUGGCGCCUCCCGCGGACCCCGGGCCCCCGCCCGGCCCGACGCCUCAGCACCGCCGAGUUCCCCUCGCCGGAGGAGAAGCCGCAGUUCCCCGGCGCCUCGGCCGACUUCGCCGACCGGCUGGAGUUCAUCCAGCCCAACGUCAUCUCGGGCAUCCCCAUCUACCGGGUGAUGGACCGGCAGGGCCACAUCGUGAACCCCGCCGAGGACCCCCAGCUGCCCAAGGAGCUGGUGCUGAAGUUCUACAAGACCAUGACACUCCUCAACACCAUGGACCGCAUCCUCUACGAGUCCCAGCGCCAGGGCCGUAUCUCCUUCUACAUGACCAACUAUGGGGAGGAGGGGACACACGUGGGCAGCGCGGCCGCGCUGGAUGACACCGACCUCGUCUUCGGGCAGUACCGGGAGACGGGAGUGCUGAUGUACCGGGGUUACCCCCUGGACCUCUUCAUGGCGCAGUGUUACGGCAACACCAGCGACACCGGCAAGGGCCGGCAGAUGCCCGUCCACUACGGCUGCCGCGAACGUCACUUCGUCACCAUCUCGUCGCCGUUGGCCACCCAGAUCCCGCAAGCCGUGGGGGCCGCCUACACCAUCAAGCGCGCCGACGCCAACCGGGCGGUGAUCUGCUAUUUCGGGGAGGGGGCGGCCAGCGAGGGGGACGCCCACGCCGGCUUCAAUUUCGCCGCCACCCUCGAGUGCCCCAUCAUCUUUUUUUGCCGUAACAACGGUUACGCCAUUUCCACUCCCACUUCCGAGCAGUACCGGGGCGACGGCAUCGCGGCGCGCGGCCCCGGCUACGGCCUGAUGUCCAUCCGGGUGGACGGCAACGACGUCUUCGCCGUUUAUAACGCCACCAAAGAAGCCCGGCGCCGCGCCGUGGCGGAGAACCAGCCCUUUCUCAUCGAAGCCAUGACCUACCGCAUCGGCCACCACAGCACCAGCGACGACAGCUCGGCGUACCGGUCGGUGGACGAGGUGAAUUACUGGGAUAAACAGGAUCAUCCCAUCUCCCGCCUGCGGCACUACAUGCUCAACCGGGGCUGGUGGGAUGAUGAGGAGGAGAAAGGCUGGCGCAAGAGCUCCCGCAAGAUGGUGAUGGAGGCGUUCGAGCAGGCGGAGCGGAAGCCGAAACCCAACGUGCAGCUCCUCUUCUCCGACGUUUAUCGGGAGAUGCCGCCUCACCUGCGGCGGCAGCAGGAGGCUCUGGAACAGCACCUGCAGCACUACGGGGAGCACUACCCCCUCGAGCACUUCGAAAAGUGACCCCCCCACCCCCACCCCCAGCCCACAAAUAAACCCGGGUGCGCGCCCA